AUGGUACGGAAUGGGAAGGCAGCCUGCCAAUACAAAGCUGUCGAGCAACAAUACAGUCAGAAGAAUCAGAGUUCGUGGAGGUACGUCAAGUGGCGUUCGUUGAGACUCGAUACCGGUAACUACUCUUGGGGAAGUGAAGCAGUUACCCGCAGGACCAGAGUCAUUGAUAUUGUCUGCAAUGCUUCCAACAAUGAGUUGGUUCGUCCGAAGACAAUUGUCAACAGUGCUCUUGUUCUGGUCGAUGAUGCUCCCUUCAAGCAGUGGUACCUCCAGCACUAG
Messenger RNA from Microthlaspi erraticum, 279 nucleotides. Lineage: Eukaryota; Viridiplantae; Streptophyta; Magnoliopsida; Brassicales; Brassicaceae. The record is from the annotation of a GenBank genome assembly.